UUUGAGACAACAUAGAACAAGAAAGAAAAAAAAAAUGGAAUGAUAAUAUCAAGAACUAACCGUACUAGGUGGCAUCUACGCAUCUCAUCGAAGAAUCUCCUUCUUUAGUUUACAUCGUCGACAUUAAUUGCGUCUCCAUUUCAACUUUGUCUUCUUCGUUAAUUUCAAUUUCCCAUUAUUAACCUUUUCUCCCUUCACACCACAUGUAUGUAUGUAUGUACCUUUUUUCCAUCUCUAAAACUCUCCUCCUUAAUUUCAUCCUUUAAUUUUUAUUAUUUGAUUAUUUUUUGCUUCUAGAUUAUUUGAUUUGAUCAAUUCUGGAGUUGAGAGAGAGAAAAAUGGGUGGUGGUGACAAUUCAAAAGAUAAAGAUUCGAUAGGUUUAUUGGAGAAUGAUGGUGGAGGAGAAAGAGAAUGUUGUGGAAAACAAGGGAAAGGGAAAAGGUUAUGGAAAAAGGUCAAGUAUCAGCUUGUUGAGUAUCACUCUUUACCCGCUUUUCUAAGAGAUAAUGAAUACAUUCUUGGUCAUUAUCGUUCUGAAUGGCCUAUGAAGCAGGUUUUGCUUAGUAUCUUCACAAUUCACAAUGAAACUCUCAAUGUUUGGACGCAUUUGAUUGGGUUCUUCUUAUUCCUGGCAUUGACCAUAUACACUGCCAUGCAAGUUCCGAAUGUUAUAGAUCUUAAUUCGCUACAGCAUUUACCUGACUUCCUCAAGAAUGCUGACCUGCAUAAACUUCAAGCAGAACUUUUGACGUGCCUACCUUCCAUGCCUGAUUUGCAAAGACUCAGGGAUGAAAUCUCAAGCUGGCAUAUUAAAGAACUUCUGUAUAAUUGUUUGCCUAAUAAUGUAAAAGAUGACCUGGCGAACAUAAUAGCACCACUGGUAAUUAGCCCAAUUACAAGGUGGCCUUUUUAUGCAUUUUUAGGAGGUGCCAUGUUUUGCUUGCUAGCUAGCAGUGUUUGCCAUCUCCUCUCUUGCCACUCUGAGCGUGUAUCAUACAUUAUGCUCAGGCUUGACUAUGCUGGAAUUGCGGCUUUGAUAUCUACCUCUUUUUAUCCUCCAGUAUAUUACUCAUUUAUGUGUUAUCCAUUUUUCUGCAACCUUUACAUGGGCUCUAUUACUUUAUUGGGUAUUGCCACCAUCCUGGUUUCUCUCCUUCCAGUUUUCCAAACUCCAGAAUUCCGCACCACCCGUGCAUCCCUCUUUUUGGGAAUGGGUUUGUCUGGUGCAGUACCUAUUCUGCACAAGCUUUUUCUGUUCUGGGGCGAACCUGAGGUGUUUUACACAACUGGUUAUGAGAUUCUGAUGGGUGCUUUGUAUGGACUUGGGGCACUGGUUUACGCCACCAGGAUUCCAGAACGAUGGAUGCCUGGGAAAUUUGACAUUGCUGGACACAGUCACCAAUUGUUUCAUGUAUUGGUUGUGGCUGGCGCAUACACUCAUUAUCAUGCAGGGUUAGUUUAUCUCAGGUGGCGUGACCUUCGAGGUUGUUGAUUUAAUGAGCUGAGAUUAUUUGUAGUUAAUACUAUGUGUUGUUAUUGUAUGAGUAGUAUGUGCAAAUUCACUCCUCUAAAACUGAUGCAAUUUGUGAUUAUAGUAGGGGGAGAGGAUGUUUAUGUAACCAUAGGCAUUAUGUAAUGUAUACACAUUUAGAAUCCUCAGUUUCCAUGCGAAAGUGAGCAAUAAAAUUUCAUUUGAUCUAUUAUGACAUUAAAGAAAA
Messenger RNA from Trifolium pratense (red clover), 1719 nucleotides. Its product is annotated as heptahelical transmembrane protein 4. Bases 339 to 1493 code for a protein of 384 amino acids. Gene Ontology annotation, cellular component: membrane. The transcript has 3 exons. The record is from RefSeq and is a predicted model, not a curated record. Gene Ontology annotation, molecular function: signaling receptor activity. NCBI's taxonomy places the organism in Eukaryota, Viridiplantae, Streptophyta, Magnoliopsida, Fabales, Fabaceae.